AUGGUGGACACGAAGGAGCCGCGGCUCAGUGCAAGCAGGUCGAUGCUGCUGCUCUCGUCGCCGUCGAGGCUCAACGUGGUGUCGUCGGACUGGUCGAAGGUGGAGAAGCACAACAAGGUGAUGAAGCCGCGGGCUGCGCACGGGUCGCUGUCGAACGUGACGAACGUGGCGCACAGCGCGGGCGGGGGGAUGCAGCGGACGAAGUUGACGCAGGCGGUGCCGCCGCUGCUGCGAAAGAGCUCGUCGUACUUCAAGGAGGAGGCGGUGAAGGAGGCGGCGGCGGAGGAGCACGGGUCGCAGACGUACGCGUCGUCGGACCGCUUCAUCCCCGUGCGGAACAAGGGCACGGGGGCGCGGUGCGACGAGGAGGCGGAGGACCAGGACGUGUCGCCGCCGCCGAACGCGUCGCCGUCGACGCACCUCAAGGCGCGCACGAAGAUCGUGUUCAAGCAGAACAUCGCGGAGGCGUGCGGGCUCGACAUGUCGCAGCGGAUCUUGCAGUACCUGCCGCAGCCGCCGCAGGCCUCGGUCAAGCGGACGAUAUACUCGAUCGGGAGCCGCGCGGAGCGCUACAGCGCGGGCGCCCAGCCGCUCAGCAAGUUCACGCGCCUCCGGAAGAUCAACACGAACCCGGAGCGCAUUCUCGACGCGCCGGGCUUCCAGGACGACUUCUACCUCAACUUGUUGAGCUGGUCCAAAAAGAACGUGUUGGCCAUUGCCUUGGACCAGAGCAUCUAUCUAUGGAACGGCGAGACCGGCGAGGUCAGCUUGCUCACCGAGUUCGAGACCGAGACGAUCACGAGCGUCGUGUGGUCGAACGACGACUGCCACAUCUCGAUUGGCAAGGACGACGGCAACACCGAGAUCUGGGAUGUGGAGACCAUGUCCCACGUGCGCACGAUGCGAAGCUCGUUGGGCGUGCGGAUUUGCUCGCAGGAUUGGCUAGACACGGUCGUUUGCAUAGGCGCCAAGAGCGGGGAGAUACAGGUGAACGAUGUCCGGGUGAAGGACCACAUCGUCUCCACAUGGGAGAAACACACGAGCGAGGUCUGUGGCAUCAAAUUCAGGCAGGACGGCCUGCAGCUCGCCUCCGGCGGGAACGACAACACAGUGAUGAUAUGGGACACGAGGCAGGACGAGCCACUAUGGGUGAAGCGCAACCACAACGCUGCGGUCAAGGCGAUCACCUGGCACCCGGACGUGGUCAACCUCCUCGCCACCGGCGGCGGCUCCCUGGAUAGACACAUUCACUUCUGGAACACAACCACCGGCGCGCGCAUAGGCAGCAUCAACACAGGAUCCCAGGUUUCAUCGCUACACUGGGGCCAGAGUUACGAAGAUUCGCACAUGAACAGGGAGAUAGUCGCAACAGGCGGCUCCCCCGACAAUUCUAUCUCCAUCUACAAUUAUGAUUCCAAGGUUAAGGUUGCAGAAAUUACACAAGCUCAUGAGUCCCGUAUCGUUUCGAGUCAGUUGUCGCCAGACGGCACGACCAUAGCUACAGUCGGCGGCGACGAGAAUUUGAAAUUCUACAGGGUCUUCGACGCCAAACGGAAGAAGAGCCGCGAUCACGAAGCCGAGAGCUUCCUCGAGAUCAUGGGUGUCGGGAAAAAGGGCGACGAGGACAGCAGCGCCUCGCUCUCGCCAAAGAAAUCCAGCUUCCUCAUUAGGUAG
This is a messenger RNA of Eremothecium gossypii ATCC 10895, 1674 nucleotides long. RefSeq names its product ubiquitin-protein transferase activating protein CDC20 (gene CDC20). Gene Ontology annotation, cellular component: anaphase-promoting complex. NCBI's taxonomy places the organism in Eukaryota, Fungi, Ascomycota, Saccharomycetes, Saccharomycetales, Saccharomycetaceae. The record is from RefSeq and is marked provisional. The transcript has a single exon. Bases 1 to 1674 code for a protein of 557 amino acids. Gene Ontology annotation, biological process: positive regulation of anaphase-promoting complex-dependent catabolic process; anaphase-promoting complex-dependent catabolic process; positive regulation of ubiquitin protein ligase activity. Gene Ontology annotation, molecular function: protein binding; anaphase-promoting complex binding; ubiquitin ligase activator activity.